Molecule: messenger RNA, 753 nt
Organism: Epinephelus fuscoguttatus (brown-marbled grouper)
Lineage: Eukaryota; Metazoa; Chordata; Actinopteri; Perciformes; Serranidae
Product: proline-rich protein 2-like
Exons: 1
Coding region: 1-753 (250 amino acids)
Source: RefSeq, a predicted model, not a curated record
AUGGGAGGGGCUAGAAGGUGGCGCCAACCAGACCCCGGCGCCGCGAGGCCCCCAGCGCCCAUGGACAGCAGGCCAGGCGGGCCCGAAGGAAACCCAACGGGCCACCACCCAACCCCGCCCCCCAAGCAACUGCAGCGUCAGGCCCCCGCAAUGGUCCCGACCUGGGCCACACCGCCCGCAGCAAAUCGACCCCCAGCAGAAGGACGAGGCGCGCCACCAGGGCGCACGGACGACAGGCCCCACCCAGCCCCCCCCGAACCCCGACGCGCAGGAGCACAGGCCAACCCGCAACCCCGCCAGUACCCCCCCAGACCGCCACAGACCCAAAGCCGGACCCCCAGCCCAUCCGACCCGCCCCCCACCGCCGGCCGCACACAAACGGGCAGGCCCACACUGCACAGCACCAGAACACCCCCCGCGGGCAGCACCCAGCCCCCACACCAGGCCCCCCAGCCCAGGGGAGGACCCCGGGCCCGCCCGAGGGCGGGAGAGAGGAGCCGGGAGGGACGGGGAGGGACGGGGAGAGGGGGGAGGGAGCCCACCUACCCCGUACCACCAGGGGCGGAAACAGCCCCCCAGGGGGGACCGGCCAUGCCGCCCCAGGCCCAGGGAGCACGAGGAGACCCCGCCACCCCCAGGCACACAGGGCGAGCAGUCCAGACGCACCCGCUCCCAAGGGAAACUGCCCGGCCCCGCAAUCCCCCACAGAGCCAGGGAGCAGGCCCGGAUUCAAGGGGGAGAAGGUGCACCUAA